AUGAUGAGAGAAUGGGUCCUGUUCUUGUCCACACUGCUCUGUGGGCUGGCUGGCCCCACACACGUGUUCCAGCCAAGCCUGGUGCUGGACAUGGCCAAGGUCCUCCUGGAUAACUACUGCUUCCCAGAGAAUCUGCUGGGGAUGCAGGAAGCCAUCGAACAGGCCAUCAAAAGUCGUGAGAUUCUGGGCAUCUCAGACCCUCAAACGCUGGCCCAUGUGCUGACAGUUGGGGUGCAGAGUUCCUUGAAUGACCCUCGCCUGGUCAUCUCCUAUGAACCCAGCACCCUUGAUGCUCCCCAGCAAGCCCCGGCAUUCACCAACCUCACGCAAGAGGAGCUGCUCGCCUGGCUGCAGAAAGGCAUCCAUCAUGAGGUCCUGGAGGGCAACGUGGGCUACCUUCGGGUAGAUGAUCUUCCCGGCCAGGAAGUGCUAAGCAAGCUGGGGGAGUUCCUGGUAGCCCACAUCUGGAGCAAGCUCAUAGGCACCUCGGCCCUGGUGCUAGAUCUCCGCCACUGCACUGGGGGCCAGGUCUCCGGCAUUCCCUACAUCAUCUCCUACCUGCACCCGGGGGACACAGUCGUGCACGUGGACACCAUCUAUGACCGCCCCUCCAACACAACCACAGAGAUCUGGACCUUGCCCCAUGUCCUGGGAGAGAGGUACAGUGCUAACAAAGAUGUGGUGGUCCUCACCAGCAGCCGUACCGGGGGCGUGGCCGAGGACAUUGCCUACAUCCUCAAGCAGAUGCGCAGGGCCAUCGUGGUGGGCGAGCGAACUGUAGGGGGUGCCCUGGACCUCCAGAAGCUGAGGAUAGGCCAAUCUGACUUCUUCUUCACCGUGCCCGUGUCCAGGUCCCUCGGGCCCCUGGGCGGGGGCAGCCAGACAUGGGAGGGCAGCGGGGUGCUGCCCUGUGUGGGGACACCAGCUGAGCAGGCCCUGGAGAAAGCCCUGGCCAUCCUCACCCUGCGCCGUGCCCUGCCAGAGGUGGUGCGCUGUCUGCAGGAGGCCCUGCGGGACUACUACACGCUGGUGGACCGCGUGCCUGCCCUAUUGCACCACCUGGCCAGCAUGGACUUCUCCUCCGUGGCCUCUGAGGAGGACCUGGUCACAAAGCUCAACGCCGGCCUGCAGACUGUGUCCGAGGACCCCAGGCUCCUGGUACGGGCAGUCAAGCCCAGGGAAACCUCUUCUGGGCCUGAGGCUGGAACCGAUGACCCGCCAGAGGUGGUGCCCACAAUGCCCGAGGAUGAGGCUUCCCAGCAGGCCCUGGUGGAUGCCACAUUCCAGGUGUCUGUGCUGCCGGGCAAUGUGGGCUACCUGCGCUUUGACAGGUUUGCAGAUGCCUCCGUGCUGGAGGAGCUGGGCCCGCACAUCCUGCGCCAGGUGUGGGAGCCCCUGCAGCACACGGAGCACCUCAUCAUGGACCUGCGUCACAACCCAGGGGGGCCGUCCUCUGCAGUGCCCCUGAUGCUCUCCUACUUCCAGAACCCGGGCUCCAGCCCUGUGCACCUCUUCACCACCUACAACCGCUGUACCAACAUCACACAGGAGCACUUCAGCCACGCCGAGCUGCUGGGCCCGCGCUAUGGCAGCCAGCGCGGGGUGUACCUGCUCACCAGCCACCGCACCGCCACUGCCGCCGAGGAGUUCGCCUUCCUCAUGCAGUCGCUGGGUUGGGCCACGCUGGUGGGCGAGAUCACCGCGGGCAGCCUGCUGCACACCCGCACGGUGUCGCUGCUGGACACGCCAGAAGGUGGCCUGGUGCUCACAGUGCCGGUGCUCACGUUCAUCGACAACCAUGGUGAGGGCUGGCUGGGCGGCGGCGUGGUGCCCGAUGCCAUCGUGCUGGCCGAGGAGGCCUUGGACAGAGCCCAGGAGGUCUUGGAGUUCCACCGGAGCCUGGGAGCCUUGGUGGAGGGCACAGGGCACCUGCUGGAGGCCCACUACGCGCGGCCAGAGGUCGUCGUGCAGACGGGUGCCCUGCUGCAGGCCAAGCUGGCCCAGGGGGCCUACCGCACGGCAGUGGACUUGGAGUCGCUGGCCUCCCAGCUCACAGCUGACCUACAGGAGGUGUCUGGGGACCACCGCCUGCUGGUAUUCCACAGCCCCAGUGAGCUGGUAGCCGAGGAGGCGCCCCCACCACCCCCUGCCAUCCCCUCCCCAGAGGAGCUCUCCUACCUCAUUGAGGCCCUGUUCAAGACAGACGUGCUGCCAGGCCAGCUGGGCUACCUGCGCUUCGACGCCAUGGCUGAGCUGGAGACAGUGAAGGCCAUUGGGCCACAGCUGGUGCGGCUGGUGUGGCAGAAGCUGGUGGACACAGCUGCGCUGAUCGUCGACCUGCGUUACAAUCCUGGCAGCUACUCUACGGCUGUGCCACUGCUCUGCUCCUACUUCUUUGAGGCAAAGCCCCGCCAGCACCUCUACUCCAUCUUUGACCGGGCCACCUCAAGGGUCAUGGACGUGUGGACCUUGCCCCAGGUCGCUGGCCAGCGCUAUGGUUCCCACAAGGACCUCUACAUCCUGGUUAGCCACACCAGCGGCUCUGCAGCUGAGGCCUUUGCUCACACCAUGCAGGACCUGCAGCGGGCCACAGUCAUUGGGGAGCCCACGGCCGGAGGGGCCCUGUCUGUGGGCAUCUACCAGGUGGGCAGCAGCCCCUUAUAUGCCUCCAUGCCCACACAGACAGCCCUCAGUGCCACCACAGGUGAGGCCUGGGACCUAGCCGGCGUGGAGCCCGACAUCACUGUGCCUAUGAGCAAGGCCCUCUCUACAGCCCAAGAUAUAGUGGCCCUGCGUGCCAAGGUGCCCACAGUGCUGCAGACAGCCGGGAAGCUGGUGGCUGAUAACUAUGCCUCCGCCGAGCUGGGGGCCAGGAUGGCCACCAAACUGAGCCGUCUGCAGAGCCGCUACUCGAGGGUGACCUCAGAAGGGGCCCUGGCCGAGAUGCUGGGGGCCGACCUGCAGGUGCUGUCUGGGGACCCACACCUGAAGAUAGCACAUAUUCCAGAGGAUGCCAAGGACCGCAUUCCCGGAAUCGUACCCAUGCAGAUCCCUUCCCCCGAAGUCUUUGAAGACCUGAUCAAGUUUUCCUUCCACACAAACGUGCUUGAGGACAACAUUGGCUACCUGAGGUUUGACAUGUUUGGGGACUGUGAGCUGCUCAUCCAGGUCUCCGAGCUGCUGGUGGAGCACAUUUGGAAGAAGAUCGUGCACACAGAUGCCAUGAUUAUCGACAUGAGGUUCAACAUCGGCGGCCCCACCUCCUCCAUCUCCGCCCUGUGCUCCUACUUCUUUGAUGAAGGCCCUCCAAUCCUGCUGGACAAGAUCUACAGCCGGCCCAAUGACUCUGUCAGUGAACUCUGGACCCACACCCGGCUCGCAGGGGAACGCUAUGGCUCCAGGAAGAGCGUGGUCAUUCUGACCAGCAGUGUGACAGCUGGCGCUGCGGAGGAGUUUACCUACAUCAUGAAGAGGCUGGGCCGGGCCCUGGUCAUCGGGGAGGUGACCAGUGGGGGCUGCCAGCCACCACAGACCUACCACGUGGACGACACCCACCUUUACCUCACUAUCCCUACGGCCCGCUCUGUGGGAGCCGCAGACGGCAGCUCCUGGGAAGGGGUGGGGGUGACACCCCACGUGGUUGUCCCUGCAGAAGCAGCCCUUACCAAAGCCAAGGAGACACUCCAGCACACCCUGCAGAGGGGAAGGCGUAGCCCAGGGCUGCAGGGACGCCGACAGGGUCUUGGUGUGCAGAGCCCCAAGCCAGACAGGACCUCUGGGCAACGCACCAAGGACACUCCUGCACAUGGUCCUGCCUGA
Molecule: messenger RNA, 3819 nt
Organism: Cynocephalus volans (Philippine flying lemur)
Lineage: Eukaryota; Metazoa; Chordata; Mammalia; Dermoptera; Cynocephalidae
Gene: RBP3
Product: retinol binding protein 3
Exons: 4
Coding region: 1-3819 (1272 amino acids)
Biological process (GO): proteolysis
Cellular component (GO): cone matrix sheath
Molecular function (GO): serine-type peptidase activity; retinol binding
Source: RefSeq, a predicted model, not a curated record